Bipolaris zeicola 26-R-13 is the source of this 303-nucleotide messenger RNA. RefSeq lists its product as uncharacterized. The transcript has 2 exons. The record is from RefSeq and is a predicted model, not a curated record. NCBI's taxonomy places the organism in Eukaryota, Fungi, Ascomycota, Dothideomycetes, Pleosporales, Pleosporaceae. The coding region runs from base 1 to 303 and encodes 100 amino acids.
AUGCCUGCUCUUCCAUUCAACUCGUCCGCUUCUUCAUCCGCUUCAUCAUCACCUACCUUGUCACCUACAACGACGCCCUCAAUAGUUCUCCAUCCCGCAUCGGGUAUAUCAUUAGAGAAGAAGGAGCUGCACAAGCCCCGACAAGAUCCGGCACAGGCAUACCGCAUGCGUUAUGCGCAGUACCUGGCCGCGACCUUUGGCUUCUCAAUGCAGGCCGCGCUCGCCGAGGCCGACUGCCAGCUUGCACCCAGGCGUUCGUCGAGUUCGAGCAUGUCAGAGGCCGAGUCGUUACGAACGAUUUGA